Molecule: messenger RNA, 3139 nt
Organism: Panicum hallii
Lineage: Eukaryota; Viridiplantae; Streptophyta; Magnoliopsida; Poales; Poaceae
Exons: 4
Coding region: 401-2593 (730 amino acids)
Biological process (GO): chloroplast organization
Cellular component (GO): chloroplast outer membrane
Source: RefSeq, a predicted model, not a curated record
CUAAUAAUUCCACGUCAUGCAAGCCGCCUACCUACCAUCCGUGCACACCAGUCGCCGCGUCCUGCCGGCAAGCAGCCAAGCACUGUACAUAAAAGCAGUGUGUGCGCGUGCGCCCCAGCAAAAUUGCACACACACAUACACCCAAGUUCAAGUGUUCAACCCAGAGACUCAAUUGCCGAGAGGAAGAAGAGAUCGAGAAUCGAGAGACACUGGCCUCUCCUUUCCGUGUGGGGCACUCUGAUGCUUUCUUCCCCGCGCCCAUCUUCCAUCCAUGCAACAAGGAAUCGAAUUCUUAAUCCAACUUUUUCCAGAAAUAAUUUUCCUCGCACCAAUUCCUCUCCAUUUUUUUUUUAUUCUCUUUCUUUGACCAAGAUUGGUGAGCGAGUUGACAUAUAUACCCAUGGGGCCGCCGCCGCCUCCUCCACCUCCGCACGGGCUCUGUUUCGGCGGCGCCUCCUGGACAUGGGGAAUCGGGGAGCAGGGCCCGAGCACUGACGGGAUGGAGGGGAGCGGGGGCGGAGGAGGAGCCGGGCUCAGGUUCCUCCUCCAGUUCGAUCCGGAGAAGCCGGGGCUCGACAGGACCCUGCUCGGUGUCUCGCUCUCCACGCUGCUCACCCGCCUCCUCGGAUGGAGCAAGGACGGCGGCCGGGGGAGAGGGUCCCUGGCGAUCGCGGGGGAGGAAGCUGGUGGCAUCGGCGGCGGCGGGUCUGGGAACGCCGCCGUGUCCGCCGCCGCGCUUGCCGCGACGGUUUCGCUUUGCCUCGCGGCGGUGUACGCUUCUGACCAGCGCCCGCGCCGCGCUCCGCCGCCGCCGCCGCCACGGCGGAGGCGCCGGCCGCUGCCGGCGCCGGAUUCAGUGGAUUUUCGUGCAGCUGCCAGGCCUCGUGCUCUGCCGGCGCCCGACGACGGGCUCAGGAUUCUGUCGUCCAACGAUGAAUCUUUGGAGAACGUGAUUCACGGCGCGUCCGUCGGCGCCGGAGACGACGAGCCGGAUAUCAUCGCGCGAGUGGUGAUCGAGGCCACGCCGGCCGAAAUCGCUGGAGCGAAUGCCGACGACGGAACGGAGCCGGACGGGUCGGAGGAAGAAGAGCGGCAGGAGCUCGAGCGGCAGCGGGAGGAGCACGAGCGGCUGCGGGAGCUCUGGCUGUCGCUGCUGGAGCGGGAGCAGAGGCUGGAGCUCCGGCUGCAGGAGCUCGAGGGCCUCCGGGAGCAGGAGGCCACCGUGCGGGAGCUCGAGGGCCGCGUCGCCGCCGCCGCCACGGAGGAGCGGCUCCUGCAGCUGAAGGUCUCCACGCUGCAGGAGGAGAACGGGAGGCUCCGGGCGCAGCUGGAGGAGCUGGGCACGGCCCGCGGCGAGCUGGCGCGCGCCAAGGAGAAGCUGCGCGCCAUCAAGGCCCGGGUGCAGGCCGAGGAGGAGGAGGCGGCGGCGCUCCGGGCCAAGGUGGCGGAGCUGGAGAGGGGCGGCGCGGAGACGGCCGGCGCGCUGGCUGCGGAGAUCGCGGAGCUGCGGAAGGCGAACGCCGCGCUGGAGGAGGAGAACCUGGAGCUCGCCCUCAGGCUGCAGGAUGCACAGCAGGAUGGAUCCUCUGUUAAUCCAGCUCUUGAGGAGGACAUGGCUGAGGAGGCGAGGUACCUGAGGGAGAGCAACGAGAGGCUGACGAGGCAGAUCGAGCAGCUUCACAACGACCACUGCGCGCACGUCGAGGAGCUCGUCUACCUCAAGUGGGUCAACGCCUGCCUCCGCCACGAGCUCCGCGACCACGACGGCCGCCCGAGUACCGAGCAACCGGACCACGACGAUGACGGCGGCGGCGCCGGCGCCGGAGACUUGUCGGCCCUGGAGCUGAGCAGGAGCAUGAGCUUCCGCUCCAGCGAGAGGGCCAAGCAGCUGAUGCUCCGGUACGGCCACCCCGGCCUCGAGGGCUUCGACCCCGCCCUCUUCUCCCCGCUGCACGAGUCAGUCGACGGCGACGCGCGGUCGCCCGCGCGCAGCUACUACGAGCCCGACCGGAGCCCUUAUGCCAUGUCGGAGAAGACGAUGGCCGCCUCCGUCUCCGCCGGCGCCGCGACGCCAGGGAAGAAGGCCGGGCCGCGCAAGCUCAAGUUCCUGGGCAACAUCAAGAAGCUGCUCCCAGGCAGCAAAAGAGGCCACUCAAGCCACGGGCACGCCGGGCGCGACAGCAGCAGGAAGGCGCCGGCGACGCCGAGCGACGAGUACCUCGAUAAGGCCAUGCAGUGGCUGUCGACCCACGACGUGCUCGACGGCGACCACUCGUACGAGAGCACGCCGCUGUCGUCGUGCGCGCGGACGCCGCUGAGCAGCGUGACGACCGCCACGACCGCGGACUCGCGCGCCCGCGGCGGCGGCCACAGCGAGCGCGGGGAGGCGACGCGCCGCCCGGAGGCCGAGCCAACCAUGGCGCGGUCGAAGAGCGACGCCGGCAGGUCGUACGGGCGGGAGGCGAGCCGGUACCACGCGCUCCGGCCGGACCACCCGGCCUCCGGCGGGGUCGAGCCGGACGGGUUCCGCGCGCCGGAGAAGCGUGAGCCAAGGAGGCGGUCGGAGGAGCUGAGGAACCCGGCGGCGGCAUGAUGACGACAGUGAUGGUAUGCUGUAUGCAAAAGGUAGGGUUUUUUGUGAAUAUUUGUGAUCAAUGUUGAAGGGUGAACUUGGAUCGAGGAAGUGCCAUGGUGAUGAGUCGAUAAAAGAUGUAAGAGAAGAUCCGCGUCAUGUGUGGAUGAAUGAUGAUAACAACUUCUUGGGUCGCCAGAUCGCUGUGCAGCUGAUGUGAACAACUUCUGUGCUCUCAGCAGUCAGCACGCAGAGUCAUCUGGGCCAGAAUGUUUGGCCGGCUGUGCUUCUGAUCACCAUCCUCGGGGGUAUUUGGGAUGCUAGAAGUAAUUUCGUCUUCCGUGGUGAACCAUUCAUCACCAGGCGGGUGCUUGCUGUAGUUUGCAACUAUCUUGAUUGGGCGUACCCUUUGAAACUCCAGUAGUCCUCCAUUCGUCGUUGGCGUUUGCAUAUGCGUGCUUGUAACUCAAAGGAAAACACAAUGCAGCAUGUGCCUGCUGGGUUGUGUUUAUCUUCACUGUAUUUGGGUUGAUGAUGUUUGGCAGAGCUUCUAUUGCUUCUGAUUAA